AUGGAUAUCAGACUCUUUGCAACGUUUACUACUGAAUCACAUGCAAAAGUUGAGAAAAAACACCAAAAACGAAGAAGCUCAACCGGAGAGUGCUUCCUCAAUGUGACAUCUAAAAUCCAAAUGAAAAAAAGGUUUUCUUUAGAUUUUACCUGCCUGAAUUAUUUCACCAAAAAUAUCGAUACCAUCUCCAGCAAUUCAAGCCCUAGAAGCCAAAUUUCUUGUAGAAUCUGCUUAGAUAGCUCAAGGCGAGACGAGUUAAUUGCUCCUUGCAAGUGUAAAGGCUCCUUAAAAUUUGUCCAUAAGUCAUGUCUAAAGCAGUGGUUAGACGCAUGUCCUAAACAGGAUGACGAAGCUCAUUUUUGUGAGCUCUGCAAGUGUAAGCUUGAUAUUAAGUUUAGGUAUAUAUGAAGCUAUAGAAAAAACUGUUCAAAAAACUCGUCGUUGGUGAUUUUGAUGAAAGAUAUUGUAUUAAAUUUUUUUUUUUUAAAAAUAAUUAUUUUUUUUAUUGAAAUCUAGCCAUUUCGAUGAUCAUCUCAUUUUUGGUUAUUUUUUCAUUAUUAGCACUUAUUGGGGCAAAAGUCAGCUCUGGAGAGAUGGAUUCAAUGCUAACAACUUUAUUUGUACUUCUAGCGCUAGCAAUGAUGUUUUGUUUUGGAGUUACCACGCUUUCACUAAAAAGCCAGUGCUUAAGGCUUUCUGUUAUAGACUGGGAAUCAGCUUAA
Molecule: messenger RNA, 722 nt
Organism: Blepharisma stoltei
Lineage: Eukaryota; Ciliophora; Heterotrichea; Heterotrichida; Blepharismidae
Source: the annotation of a GenBank genome assembly